GAGUUGAGCUCGAGGGUGAAAGCCUGGUCUGUGGGCCUCUCCUCGCUGCCCUUGAAGUGGUUCCAGGCCGAGAAGGAGUCUGAUAUCAUGCUCGAGACUUUCAAGAUGGAUGAAGCCGUGAAAUCCAAGAGCACGAUCAGGCUCACUUGGACAAGGGCUGUGGCCCACGUCAUGCUGGUGAAGCAGCUCCUGACGCUCGAAGGGGUCCUGAAGAAGAAGGAGGACUUCCCUCUUUGGUUCAAGCAAGUCCGAUCAACAGACGAGACCGCCAACUUGAACGGCGGCUCGAAAAACGACAAGGAAAAUAAGGGCCCAUACUCCGCUGGGGCCCUGGCCUGCAUGCAGACCUUCCACGUGCUCAUCCAGCCCGAUCUCAAGGCCGAGUGGCAGAAGAUGGAGGCGGCCACUGUCGGGUUCGACGGACCCGUCACGGGCUGGGUCAAGGUGGAUUCCUUGAUGGCCAAAGUCCGACAGCGCCUGAAGAAGAGGUCCCUGGCCGACAAUGCUGAAGGCACGGGCUCCAGGGGACAGUAG
Molecule: messenger RNA, 534 nt
Organism: Symbiodinium pilosum
Lineage: Eukaryota; Dinophyceae; Suessiales; Symbiodiniaceae
Source: the annotation of a GenBank genome assembly